Messenger RNA from Apis mellifera (honey bee), 2408 nucleotides. Its product is annotated as zinc finger protein 62. Bases 170 to 2296 code for a protein of 708 amino acids. Gene Ontology annotation, biological process: regulation of DNA-templated transcription. Gene Ontology annotation, molecular function: DNA-binding transcription factor activity, RNA polymerase II-specific; RNA polymerase II cis-regulatory region sequence-specific DNA binding. The record is from RefSeq and is a predicted model, not a curated record. The transcript has 7 exons. NCBI's taxonomy places the organism in Eukaryota, Metazoa, Arthropoda, Insecta, Hymenoptera, Apidae.
UAUCUUUGGGAUGUUUAAGGUGGCGUCACUUGCUUACUGAGGAAAUAUAGAGAGAAAUAUUACAUUAACGCGUAUCGACCGAGCAAAAACAAUUUUUUCCCUCUUCGCUUAGACAUUUCAACAUUUUGACACAGCACUACUUUUUGGACAACAUUUAAAAACAUAUAUUAUGGAAUUAUCACAUGAAAUACUUGAUACAAUAGAUAUUAAUGAUGACAAAGAUGUGAUAGAAGUAUUAAAACAUGCUAUCAAUGGUGAAAGUGUUAUAGUAGAAUCAGAAGCUACAGAAGAUUCUCUAGAAACAGAAAUAGAAGAAAUUAUAGAAAUAAUAGAAGAAAUAGAAGAAGAAAAAGAAGAAAUACCACAAGAUGAAAUUACAUUUAUUGAAAACAAAAAUGUCAAUAUUAAAACAGAAAUAGAAAAUUAUACUUUUGAUGAAGACAAUUCAAUCUUCAAAACACAAUCUGAGAAAGAAUAUGAAAAAAAAAAUCAGUAUAAUAAACAUAAUAAUAAACAACUUAUAACAUAUGAUGUACAUGAAGAUUGGCAAGAUGAAGAUAUGGAAGAAGAAGAAUGUCAAUUUGAAUUAAACUUUGAACAUAAUUCAAAUACAUUAAAUCAUUGUACAGAAUCUUUGCAAGGACAAAGAAUAUUGAAUUGUGAUAAAAAAUAUGUAAAUAAUCAAAUAAUUUCUUUACCAUUACAAACAAAUAAAUCAGAAUUGAGGGACAAUACAGAAUCUUUGGGUAGAAUAGAAAAAUGUAAAUUAAAUCAGGAGUUUGAAAAUAAUAUGAAUGAUGAAAAUAUUGAUAAUAACGUAAGUCAUGAAAUUGUGAAGAAUGUUGAAAAUAAUUUAUUAUAUACUGUACUUGGUACAAAAAAACAAAGUUCAAUAAAAACAUUGCAACCAGAUAAACUUUCAGAUACUCAUUAUAUUAAGAUGGAACAAUUAGAUGAAAAUACUAUACCAAUUGGAGGAACAAUUUAUUAUGAAGCUGAUAAUAUAGAAACAUUAUAUGUUGCACAAACAGUAGAUGAUAAUGAACAAUAUUCUUAUGAUACUGCAGUAAUAGAAAAUGAGGAACAAGUAUGGGAAACAACUAAUUCAGAUUCUAAUCAAAAUCAAGAAAAAGAAAAUUCUCAGAAUCAAAUAUUUUUACAUGAAGAUGAAGAUGGUCAAUUAUACUAUAAAGAUGAAACUGGAACCUUACAACCAGUAUAUUUAACUGAAGAUGGACAUUACGCUAUUGCAGAAAAUAGUAAUGAUUCUGAAAGUAAAGAAUCACAAAUUAAAUCACAACAGAAUGCUAGAAAAAUGGAAGAAGAAUCUUACUCUAUACCAGAUAAUGAAUUCAAAUCUACUUAUAACAAUAAACAGAAUUCUAUAAUAUCUGCUACUGAUCUUGAUAAUGAAGACAAUACUGUAACUAUAUCUUUAAUAAUAUCUGAGGAUGAACAUGGACAAAAAAGGACACAAGUGAUUAUACCAACAACAGAUAAUUUAAAAUGUGAUAUCUGUAAUAAAAACUUUAAAACAUCACUUCAAUUACUUCGACAUAAUAGACUGAAACAUGCUCGUGAAGAAGAUAUUACAACAAGAAAUUUUCCAUGUGAUUUAUGUCCUAAAAGAUAUCCAGAUCAAAAUUCUUUAGCUCGUCACAGAAAAACUCAUACUGGUGAUCGACCAUUUCAGUGCCUCGAAUGUCAUAAAAACUUUCCAACAUCUACUGCUCUACGUCGUCAUUUGACACUUCAUAAUUCACAAUCUCGACCUCUUCCAUGCAUUUACUGUGGUCGUCGUUUCGUAGAUAAAGCUAGUUUGGUUAAACACGAGCAGUCGCAUUUGGCUGGUGAUCAGCGGACCCACACAUGCGAUGUAUGUCAUAAAUCAUUCUUACAUGCAACUGAUCUGAGUCUUCAUAAAAAAUAUCAUGAUCCUGAUAAGAAAUUUGACUGUAAUGUUUGUGGUCGAGAGUUCAACAGAUUGAACAAUUUGCAGAGACAUAUGAUGGUACAUCAACAACAAGGAGCAAAUGAAGAAAUACUUUCUUGCGAUGUAUGUGGUAUCACGUAUAAAUUCAUGAGUUCAUUGACAAGGCAUAUGGUGACGACACACAUGAAUCCAGAAAAAUUAAGACAACAAGCAGAAGAACAACGAAGAAAGCGCGAAAAUAAUUACCGUCGUUAUUUAGAAAAUCGAAAAAUUUAUGAAACUCAACAUUCAGGAGGAUAUGGAACUAAACGAAAUUAUCAUAAUACGCGUAUACUUAGUGGAAGUAAUGAUGAAGCAGCUUGAUUUACAUUCUUAAGUUACUAUUUAAUAACUUCCCAAAAAAGAACCAUGGUAAAACUAUAGUUUUUCAAAAUGAAAAGAAAAACAGAAAUAUAAUAAAUAUUUGCGUAUAAUA